Messenger RNA from Clupea harengus (Atlantic herring), 2548 nucleotides. It is a transcript of the gene prss23, whose product is annotated as serine protease 23. Gene Ontology annotation, biological process: proteolysis. Lineage: Eukaryota; Metazoa; Chordata; Actinopteri; Clupeiformes; Clupeidae. The record is from RefSeq and is a predicted model, not a curated record. Gene Ontology annotation, molecular function: serine-type endopeptidase activity.
AUUCUGUGAUACAAAUGAUAACCCCUUAGCCAUUACAUCAAAGACAUCAAAUGUAUUAUCUCAAAGGUAAAUUAACCAUACACAUUUGUUAGCUGAGUAUUCAUCAAUAUUUUCUGGGAGUGAUUGGAAUUACCACCCUUAUAUUUAUAACACCUUCACCAGUCAUCUAUUCGUUAUUUUAUUCCCACAACAAGCACAAUGAACUUGAACCACAGUUGUGAUGCGUCUCAUAGUAACAAGAAGCCCUCCCACCACCCAUCCCUUAAGUUAUGAGAAAUAGAGACUCAAACGUUUGGUCUAGUUGUAACGGCACUAGGACCGUGUGAGCAAGCGCAGGAACGUCUUGUCGUGUAUUCGCUAUAGCAGCCGCGGUCCCACAUUACUUUUAGUCGCCUGUCCCUCAUGGGACGGAGGAACUGUACAAUCCCAUACGCGGAAAAUAUGCUUCUUUGAUUUUCCCACCAUUCGCAGAACGAGGAUAGACGAGGCUCAAGACUGAUCAAACCGUCAUUAAAAUAUUAUUGCCUAUCUGCCGAAUCUUGUGGAGUGCUGGACCAGCUGGACCUGUCAAAAUCUCUGGCGAGAUGGGACUUCACUUGAGAAUUAACAUACCCGGUGUUCUUGAGGAAGAGGAACAUGACUGAAAUUUGAACGAAUGUCGUUUUGGAUUUCCUUAUCAUCAGGACAGCCUACGAACAGCCAUGACACUUGAUCAUCCAUCGAUGUCUUCUCGUCUCCCCUGCGCCCUCCUGCUCGUCUGUCUUCUGCUCCCGCUGUCGCGCGUGUCCUGUGCCCUGCCUCACCAGCCUGCUCCCCACAUCCCUUCCCUGGUGGCGCACGAACCCCUGCCCCUCUCGCGCUCCCGCUUCAGUGCCCAGGCCCAUCUGGACUUCACCACGCACUGCAACGCCAGCUGCUUCCACCGGGGCGAGGGCGAAGGGAGGGAGAAGCUGACCGAGCAGCUGGCCUUCGAGACGCUUUACGCCGACGGCUCGCGCACACUCACCGCAGUGGACCUGGACGAGGACGAGGCGUCCGACUGGAGGGACGAGCCCGCAGUCCCCGUUUUAGCCACAGGGAGGAGCAGGGCCUCUGCCAGGCGCCACCGGCGGCAGAAGCGGCAGAUCUACGGGGCCGACGGGCGCUUCAACAUCCGCGGCGACCACUUCCUGUUGGAUUAUCCCUUCUCCACGGCCGUGCGCAUCUCCACCGGCUGCACGGGGGUCCUCGUGUCCCAGCGCCACGUUCUCACCGCCGCCCACUGCGUGCACGACGGCAAGGAUUACGUGAAGGGGGCGCGCAAACUCAGGGUGGGCUUCCUGAUCCCGCCCUCAUCCCUGGGCAAUGCCACCCUGCUCGGCACUCCCGCCAAGAAGCCUUUGGUGCGUUGGGUGCGCGUCAGGCGAACCCGUGUCCCCAAAGGCUGGAUCCAGGGGCCCCAGGAGGUCAGCAUGGAUUUCGACUACGCCCUGCUGGAGCUGCGCUGGCCCCACCGCCGGCCCUUCAUGCGGAUGGCCGUGGCUCCCUCGGCCCGAGACCUGGCCGGCAAACGCAUCCACUUCUCCGGCUUCGACAGCGACCGGCCCGGGGAGCUGGUGUACCGCUUCUGCCCGGUGGAGGACGAAUCCAACGACCUGAUCUACCAGCACUGCGACGCACGGCCUGGGGCCAGCGGCUCCGGGGUGUACGGCCGCGUGUGGGACGACGGCUUGGAGCGCUGGGAGAGGAAGGUCAUUGGCGUCUUCUCUGGACACCAGUGGCUGGAGAUCGACGGGGAGAACCGGGAUUACAACGUGGCGGUGCGCUUCACCCCCCUCAAGUUUGCGCAGAUCUGUUACUGGGUGCAUGGGAACCAGGUGGACUGCAGCAAGGACUGAUGUGAGGCAGCGUGAUUGAUGACAACCAAGGACAAAGAAAUAGCAGUGCCUGUUAUUUUGUAUUUUCGCCGGUCUGUAGUGAGCUUUAAUGUGGUUUAGAGUCCAUGUUAGUCUUUGGAGAACACUAUUCCCCCCUAAACUAUGUUUCUACAUUUUAUUUAAUCCAAAUUGGAUCUGAGAAUUUGACUCACAUUACCCUUGUGCCUGAUUAGGGUUACUGAACCACUCUUUCAGUACCUUUGCUGCAAAUUCAUCAAAUUACCCAAGUCUCACAAAAAUGUUUCCAUCUGGUGAUAAUCUGAUUUUGCACUUUCAAUCUUAAACACCCCCUCAAUAUUGUUCUGAAACCACUGACAUUUGUGGGGGGAAAUCAAAUGACGGAGAAUCUAUGAUGUUUUGCCUUAGAUUUUACUCACAUCUUCCUUUUGAGCUACACCUUCUGUGAUUUUGAUAUUCUGUUCAUCUAUCUGACUCACUGGUCAUUGACAUUUCACACUUCUUAUUUCAGAUUAUAAUGGUUCAUAUUCAAUUCAGCUAAUGUAGUUGCAGAGGUAUUACAUGUGACUGCUUAAAAUUGAUAGCUUCAAAGGGCAUGGUUUUGGGGGAAACUUGAUGUUGAAUAUAAAAUUAUUUAAAAUGCUUCUAUUUUAAUUAAAGAUGUCUAUCUGAAA